CUUCCUGUUUAAAAGAAAGAAAAAAAAUCAAAACUGGGAAGUUUGAGCCAUAUUCCCUUUUUAAUUAUUCAGAAAAGACCAAAGUGCAUUGGAUAAAAUCUUGAUAUCAAUGCUUUGAACAAUCGUUAAAGUGCGAACACUUUUAAAAAAAAAAAUCCCGUUGAAGUUUAGCCAAUAUUCUAGAUCUACCGUCCUCAUUGCAAGUUGAGCAAUACACAUUGAAUGAAACAACCAGAGCUUGUUCUAGUAGUUUUAAAAGGAGUCACAGUCAAAGAGUCAACACAAGGGUCAAUGGUUUGAUCCCUGAAUGAUGCGACAAAACCCUACAAUUGCUGGAAUGUUUGUGUCUUUUUGAUGCAAUGACCAGCAUUAUGCUAUGGUCGUAGAAAUGGAUUUAAUGAAACUUAUGCAAAGAAAGGAUGCGGAAAGGACUAUAGAUUACCCGUAGUACCGGAAAUGGCGUCAGAACGACCAGUGUCAUCUGGUCUUUAUGACUAUCCUAACGAACAACGCCACUCAUCGCCCGUCAGUUCCGGUAGCUUUACCUCUGGCGAGGGGCUCUCUGGGCGGGAGGAAGGAUAUGACUACGAAUUUAUCAUAAGGGACGAAAAAUACGACUGUCCAAUAUGUCUCCUCGUUUUACGAGAGCCACAGCAAACAACAUGUGGUCAUCGUUUCUGCAAGAACUGCAUUAACAAGUGGCUGAAGGAGUCUGAUCAGAGGUGCCCAAUCGAUAAUAUGCCGAUAACAGAGUCCCAACUUUUCCCAGAUAACUUUGCUAAACGGGAAAUCCUAGGUCUUAGCGUAAAAUGUCCAAACAGUAAGGAAGGAUGUCAAGUGAUAGAGACCUUGAAAAACAUCCAGAAACAUCUUGACGAGUGUGAAUAUGUUCCCAUACCGUGUCCGAACAAAUGCAGUCACAUUCUCCUACGGAAAGAUAUUCAUGAGCAUUUAUCUCAUAUUUGUCAUAAAAGAACCAUUAUAUGUAAGCAGUGCAGAUCCGAAAUACUAGCGGAAAAUGUUCAGGAACAUAUGGAAGAACUAUGUCCCCUUGCAAUGGUCAAAUGCCCGUAUUGUGCAAUGGAAUUAAUGAGAGAACAGCUUCAGCGUCAUUUUGAUCAUGACUGUAUGCGGAAAGCGAUUGACUGCGUGUAUUUAAAAUUAGGUUGUAAUGUUGGAAAGAUUCCUAGAAGCGAAAUGGGAAAGCAUUUACAAGAAAACUUGCAUCAACAUAUGCAGCUGAUGUGUCAAGCCUUGACUCUGAUCUACAGGCGCUUAAAUAUUCCAUCACUGACCCAGCUAGGACAGAGUCAUUCAUUACCAGAGCGAACAGAAAAUUUCAGCAGCCAGGAGAGGAGAAUGUUAGAGGAUAUCGGGAACGGACUGGGCACUGCAACUAGUCUGCUGCAAAUUUCUGAUGCUCCUACGUAUGUUGCACCUCAGGCAGGACCACAUUCCCUUGAGAGCAUGCGAUCACUGGAUGUGAGUCAUCGAAACAUGCGUGGCGUGUCCCAGGGCAACGAGGAAAGGUUGGGUAGUGAAAGAACCCAGAUUGAUACAGAACUGACGUAUACCUCAAAUCCCUCUAAUAACCUAGAGGGCUUCAACAGAGUCCCGAUGUUUGAUGAUGAAUUCCAGUCUCUAAAAAGCCAAAACAUAUCACAAGACGAAAGUCUAGCGAGACACGAGUUACUGUUAUUGGAUAUGAAACAUACAACAGAAGCAUACGAGAAAAACAAUGCGGUGUUGGUUAAAAAGGUUAGAAGUUUAGAAAAUGCUAUUAAUGAUUUCGAAGGACGAAAUUGUAAUGGAGUAUAUUUCUGGAGAAUUAAGAAUUAUUCCAAGUUCAGAAGCGAGGCUGAGUUAGGGGAAGUCACGGCUAUACACAGUCCGGCGUUUUAUUCUAAUUGCUUUGGAUAUAGAAUAUGUAUUCGAGCUAAUCUAAACGGAGUUGAUUCCGCCCGUGGAAGCCAUCUAUCCAUAUUCGUACAUUUUAUGCAAGGAGAAUUUGACGAUAUUCUUGAAUGGCCGUUUAGUGGGCGGAUCAUGCUGAGCGUUCUCGAUCAAAACCCUACUUGUGAACUAAGAUCACAUGUUGUAGAGACUCUGCUCGCCAAACCAACUUUGGCGGCCUUUCAGCGACCGACCACCCCCCGUAAUCAUAAAGGCUUCGGAUACAUGGAAUUCCUACCCCUAAGUGUUUUGGAUAACUCUACAUACAUUAGAAAUGAUACAUUGAUAAUAAAGGCUCACAUUAUCCCGACGUAACUUAUCCACUUUUAGGGAGAGUGAUGACAUUUAAGCAAAUGUGGUGUGAUUGAUUAAUAUAUUAUGAUUUACCUGGUAGUAUUGCGUUGCAUAUUGUGAUCAUUUAAAAGCCUGCAAGGGAUUUUUUCAAAAUCAAGGAAAUUGUUUGAAUUAUAUAGCAUUCGUUUGAAUAAACUUUACAGUGUA
Ostrea edulis (European flat oyster) is the source of this 2454-nucleotide messenger RNA. RefSeq names its product TNF receptor-associated factor 6-like. Lineage: Eukaryota; Metazoa; Mollusca; Bivalvia; Ostreida; Ostreidae. Bases 457 to 2268 code for a protein of 603 amino acids. The record is from RefSeq and is a predicted model, not a curated record. Gene Ontology annotation, cellular component: plasma membrane signaling receptor complex. Gene Ontology annotation, molecular function: zinc ion binding; tumor necrosis factor receptor binding; DNA binding. Gene Ontology annotation, biological process: protein K63-linked ubiquitination; regulation of apoptotic process; positive regulation of JNK cascade. The transcript has 10 exons.